Molecule: messenger RNA, 864 nt
Organism: Ilex paraguariensis (yerba mate)
Lineage: Eukaryota; Viridiplantae; Streptophyta; Magnoliopsida; Aquifoliales; Aquifoliaceae
Source: the annotation of a GenBank genome assembly
AUGAAUCAACCACUUGUGUACCAUAAUCGUUCAAGGGUGGUUUCUUUUGGGGACCAAAUGGUCUCUUUGAGUGGAGGUUUUUAUGGGACGUAUGACCUUGACACCAAUUUGAGCACAGGUGUAGGGCAGAACUCUUUCUUCUCUGUUUCAUGGCGGAAAAAUCUGAGCACAGGGAGUUGGAUUAUCUCGAAUAGAUUAACAACAUCUUCUAAGUAUCCUUGGCUUAUGUUGUAUCUAAGGGCAGAUUCGACAAAAGGAUUUAAUGGAGGUUAUCACUAUGGUGGUCGGGGUAUCAUGAGAAAGGUGCCGGAAUCUCCCAAUUUUAAGGUAAAAUUGUCUGUGGAUGUUAAACAAGGAGGAGGGCCCAACAGCCAAUUUUAUCUACUUGAUAUAGGAAGUUGUUGGAAGAACAAUGGAGAUCCAUGCAAUGGAGAUGUUCUAACAGAUGUGACUAGAUAUAGUGAGAUGAUCAUCAAUCCUGCAACUACAAGCUGGUGCCGCAUAGAUAACCUAGGGAACUGCCCACCUUACCACAUCAGUGCUGCUGGGGAGACAAUUUAUAGGAAUGAUACAUCACGAUUUCCGUACUCUGCCUACCAUCUCUACUGUGCGCCAGGAAAUGGCAAUUAUUUGGAGAAACCAUAUGACAUCUGUGACCCAUAUAGCAAUCCACAAGCACAAGAGUUGGUACAAAUUCUACCACAUCCUGAGUGGGCUGUGCAUGGCUACCCUGCAAACCAAGGAGAUGGAUGGGUUGGAAAUUCCAGGACUUGGGAACUUGAUGUAGGGGCCCUCUCUAGUCGGUUAUACUUCUACCAGGUAAAUUUUGUUGCCCGGUUUGUUUUUGACUAUGAAAUUUAUUGA